Symbiodinium sp. CCMP2456 is the source of this 2439-nucleotide messenger RNA. NCBI's taxonomy places the organism in Eukaryota, Dinophyceae, Suessiales, Symbiodiniaceae. The record is from the annotation of a GenBank genome assembly.
AUGGCUGCUGCAGAAGAUCCUCUUGCGCCAGCAUGCGCGGAGGAGGAGCGGGUGGCCGUGGACAUGGCAAGCGGAGAUGCCGCGAAGCGCCUCCGGGGGAAAGUGAUGGCCUCCUUGAGCUGCAAGGAAGCAGAGCGGCUGUUGGAUGGCAAUUUCCGUGUGAAUGAUGAGGUCUGCUCCGCUUUGCGUGCAGCGUGGGACUGUGCUGUCCGCUUGGAGGCCCAACUCGGCGAGGCAGAUCGGCCGUGGGAAGAGCGAAACCGCUGGCUGCAGGACCUCGCCGCCGAGCGCGGCGAACUGGCUGAUCUCGAGGCCACGCUGCUCACAGCGAAGCUGGAGGUGCAGACGGCCUGUGCAUCAGCUACCGGAUUUCAGGCCUCGCGCUUUGCGCAGGUGCUGGAGGAGAACGUCACGUUCCGAGCUCGCUGCGCGCGGCUCGGGAGGCAGCUCGAGUCCGUUGUGCAGUCAGCCAGACGAAGCCUGCGAAUGCUGGGUGAGCGCCCGGAUGUGCGGCCCGAGUCCGAGGCAGCCGGCAUGGCCAGACGAUGGCGCCUGGAGUUCGAUGCCGCCAGUGAUGUGGUGGAAGCCAUGCUCCGGUCCCUGAGGCACCCCGAGGCUGCCACGGCUGUGGCCGCCACCUCCCUGGAGCAUGCGUUGGACCACAGCUGGAGAUUUGUAUUGGAGCUGGUCGGCUUGAUCGAGCGCUUGCUGGAUGGCCUCGAGGGCGAAGUUCGGGCCAGUGCUGAGAGCCUCCGGGAUCGACUCGAGUCCUCGCUCCCCCAGCUCUUAGAAGCGAAGCUUCAGGUGCAGGAUGCUGCUUCGCGUGGUCAGCCGCAGGAUGUGGCCACCUGCACCAGUGCUCUGACUGAGGCACAGAGCGGCCAGGUAGCUUCCUGGAAGUUGCUCACGGCCAAUGCCAUCGAUUUGAGCAGCAUUGUCCCGACAAAGUUUGCGGAGGAGAUGCUCCCGCACCCAGCAGCCUUCGGCACGGCCCCACCACUUCCCACUGAAAGGGCAGCGGACUUCCCUCCAGUCCUGCGCCUGUUGACCUACAACCUCUUCCUCAGGGCCCCGGCGCCACAGUUCACUCACAACACGGACAACGACCGCAAGGACGAGCGCCUCUGUCGCUUCGUCGAGCACCUGGCAAGGUACGACCUCUUGUGCUUGCAGGAGGUGUACGGCGCAUUUUCACAGAGACGUGAUUGGCUGAUCAACGUGGCGAAGCGAUUCGGUCUCAAGGACUCAUACCGCUCCUCCACCGGUGUCCGGCCACGAUUCAUUGUCGAUGGAGGACUGUUGAUCCUGUCCCGCCUGCCAAUAGUCUUCAAAUCGUCCCUCACUUUCGACCCUGGGACAAGUCUCGAUCGCUUCUCCGCCAAGGGUGCGCUCUAUGCCAAGGUGCAAUGCGGGCCUACAGGCCCUUUUCUCCACGUCUGCACGACGCACUUGCAGAGCACCUACUCAGAGGACUCCUUGCAGUCCUCGCAGGCGAUCCGGCACAAGCAGCUGAUGAGUUUGGUGAACUUCCUCCGGGAGCAAACCGACGACACAAUGUCGGAGACAGGUAAGUCGAGGCGUCGAUGGCCGCUUCUGCUUUGCGGCACACUGAACUUCAACGGCCGUCGUGGGCUAAUGGACGGCGGUCACAGUGCCGAGUACCGGGCAGUGAUGCAGCUUCUCCGGGAUGAGCUUGGGGAGGUGCGGGAUCUCCUUUUCGAUGUCUGCGGCACUCAUCCUGUGACAUACGCAGAUACACGGCUGACUGGGAACGGGGAGGUUCCCGUGGAGCGCGUUCUCACGAAUGCGCAUGUCUACAACAGCGACGUGCUGAAACGACAGUGCCUGGACUACAUGUUCUUCUUUCCGUACUGCCCUGCCCAAGACGCAGAGGAAAACGAGGAAGACGCCUCUAUGCUGGAACCCGUCGUUCCGGCCACGUGCCACGUGGAGAAGUUUGCGGUCGACAGGUCCAAAGAUGUCGGCGCACCCGUGACUCAGCUUUCGGAUCACUACGGUGUGGAGGCAACCCUUGCCGUGAUCGAAAGCCCGGCUUACUUAGCAGCAGAGCGGCCGACGCAGCGCUCGCGAGGCUUUGACCCACCGGUACUGAGCCGAGGAGCGAAAGCAGCGGAUGAAGGGUAUGCACCUUGCCAGGAUGGGAAGGCUGGCACGGCCGCGGUCGCUGAAGCCGACCAGAGCGAGGUCGUUGCUGAGACCUCGGGUGUGGCAAAACCCGAGGAUGUCGACCGCGAUGUUGCAGGGGUGUCCGCCAUGAACUUGCCACAGUCGGGGAGCGAUGAGCUGCCAAGAGAGCCACAGCAAGAGCCGGCAUCUUCAGCAGUUGCAGAGGUACUUGAGGCCGUCGCCUUCGAAGCAGACACCGACAUCACGGAUGACCCAAACCCAAACACCGUGGAGGCAUGUGCCGCCGAGUGA